AAUGAGUACUUUAGAGGCACCUGCCCCGGAACACUGUCCUGGAACCGGAACUGAACUAUCAGGGAAAGUUGACGCAUGUCAGGGAUGUCCAAAUCAAAAUAUCUGUGCUUCAGCUGGCCCGGCAGUCCCUGAUCCUGAUAUUGCAACUAUUGCAGAGAGGUUAGCAGAUGUCAAGCACAAGGUUCUGGUGUUAUCUGGUAAGGGUGGGGUUGGAAAAUCCACUGUGACAGCAAACCUAGCGAGAUGUUUAGCCACUAAACCAGAUCUUAACAUUGGUAUAUUAGAUAUUGAUCUAUGUGGUCCUAGCCAGCCCCGGAUACUUGGUUGUGAGGGGGAGGGAGUUCAUCAGUCUGGAUCCGGUUGGUCGCCAAUAUUUAUAGAUGAUAAUCUGAGUGUGAUGUCUGCUGGUUUCCUUCUACCCUCUCCAGAUGCUGCAGUUAUAUGGAGAGGUCCGAAGAAAAAUGGUUUGAUCAAACAGCUUCUUAGAGAUGUGGAUUGGGGUGGGUUAGAUCUACUGUUGGUAGACACGCCUCCAGGUACAAGUGACGAGCAUCUGUCUAUUACUCAAUAUCUGUCAGCUUCUGGGAUAGAUGGAGCUGUCAUUGUUACAACUCCACAGGAGAUCAGUCUUCAGGAUGUGAGAAAGGAAAUCAACUUUUGUAAGAAAAUUAAUCUUCCUGUUCUCGGUAUAAUAGAGAACAUGUCCUUGUUCACCUGCCCCAAGUGUAAUGUUAGUUCAGUAAUACUACCCAGCAGUACAGGAGGCGCAGAUAAAUUAACAGCAGACACAGGAGUCCCGCUGUUGGGUCGUCUACCCCUGGAUCCUGUAGUUGGUAGAACCUGUGACGAGGGAACUAGUCUCUUCUCUGAGUAUCCUAACUCUAGGGUAGCUGCAGAGUACAGGAAUAUCACCCAGUCUCUGGCAACCAUCAUCAAAUUGUAACUUUCUGUGAUAUUUUUUAUACAUUUUAUUUGUAGGGUAAAAACUUUUUUCAAGUUAAAAAUGGCGACUUUAGAGAAGUUGGUGAGAACAGUGGAAGCUCUAAAACUUCAUCAAACCCCCUCAAUGUCAUUUGAUGAAACAAUGACG
Eurytemora carolleeae is the source of this 1090-nucleotide messenger RNA. Its product is annotated as cytosolic Fe-S cluster assembly factor nubp1. The coding region runs from base 2 to 943 and encodes 313 amino acids. The record is from RefSeq and is a predicted model, not a curated record. Gene Ontology annotation, biological process: iron-sulfur cluster assembly. Gene Ontology annotation, molecular function: 4 iron, 4 sulfur cluster binding; ATP-dependent FeS chaperone activity; ATP hydrolysis activity. NCBI's taxonomy places the organism in Eukaryota, Metazoa, Arthropoda, Copepoda, Calanoida, Temoridae. Gene Ontology annotation, cellular component: cytosol. The transcript has 12 exons.